AUGAGGUCCCUGCUGGUCCUGUUCUUGAGCUACUUUGGUCUCGGCGCGUCAUUGGCUAUUGCGACUGAUUCCUUCAACCAAGAUGGACCUGUUAAUGAUACGCGUCUAUCAAACUCUCACGUGGAAAGAGUCCAUGCCACCGCUCCAGACGACAAUAGCCCUAAAGAGUUUCUACUCCUAUUGAACCCAUUCCAUCCCUUGAAGGAUGCUGCGCGGGAGAUUGAACCGUUAUACAUCACUCCUUUUGGUAUAUCCAGCGCCUGCCAGUAUGCAACCGAGUUCCGACUCAUCGGCGACCAGCUGCAUACAGGCAAACAUAUAGUUUCCACCGAGCCCGGCAUACAGCGUCAGCCACUAUUAGGGGGGUCCUCGAAUGGAACUAUCAGCGGCGGGUUUUUCCAGGAUGGCGAUGAAUUGCAAUGGCUCAGUUCGGACUUUGCAUCUCCCACGGCUCUCUUUUGCCUGUCCAGUUCAAACGUUGUUUUUGCCGUCUUCGAUACCUCUAGGCUAUCCAACGAAUGCAUCCGAAUUCACCUUGAACUGGUUCCCCUGUCUCGAUGCUUGCAGAAACGUCCAAUUACCACCGCCUCUGCAUCACAGACACCGCUAGGGGCUAGAGAUGCGAAGCCAUCAGCUCAUAUCAUCACUCCUUCCUUGGAGGCUCGCGAUGUAGAGAGCAAUAGUUGCUCAGACUUUCGUGGAGCCUAUGUUCUUAUUCCUGUCGGGUCGUCAGGGGAGUUAGGACUCCCCGGUCCCGCUGGUCCGCCAUUCAAUAAAUACGGAAGUCCAACCAGUCUGGGCAACUCUGGCUCUCCAGCUGGAAGUUCAAAGGCGCCAGAGCCAGCAGAAUCUCCUGUGAGACAAGGCCAAUCGGCAAUUCCUAGUUCAAGGGAGCAAGUCGCCAAGUCUGGGAGCCCUGGUUCACCAGAUUUCUCCAGGUUAUCGACGUUACAAGGAACUUCAACAUCGGAAAACGUGAACCGGGCACGAAUGGCCGAAACGGCGAGCCUGGCACAAAUGGAAGGGACGGGCAACAAGGACCACAAGGCCUACAAGGAGCAGCAGGGCAACCAGGAGUACCUGGAGUACCAGGAGUACCAGGAGUGUCAGGGCAACCAGGACCACAAGGCCUACAAGGAGCACCGGGGCCAGCAGGCUUACAAGGUGCCCCAGGAGCAAAAGGAGACCAAGGCGGCCCGGGACCACAGGGCCAGCAAGGCGAGAAGGGAGACCAAGGGAUUCCAGGGUCCCAAGGUCUCCAAGGCCUACAAGGACUGCAGGGUGAGCAGGGCUUGCAAGGUUUGCAAGGUGUCCCAGGUGAGAAGGGAGAUCAAGGCGAUCCGGGACUACAAGGUUCACAAGGUCUUCAAGGCGAACCAGGAAUACAAGGCCAGCAAGGCGAGAAAGGCGAUCAAGGAGAACCUGGAUCACAAGGCUUACCAGGUGAAACGGGUCCACAAGGUUUGCAAGGCGUCCCAGGCGAGAAGGGAGAUCAAGGCGAUCCAGGACUACAAGGUUUACAAGGUCUUCAAGGCGAGUCAGGACCAGAAGGCCAACAAGGCGAGAAAGGCGAUCAAGGAGAACCUGGAUCACAAGGCCUACCAGGUGAAUCAGGACCACAAGGCCUCCAGGGUUUGCAGGGCUUGCAGGGAGACGCUGGACCACAAGGGCCUCAAGGUAUACCAGGUAUUCAGGGGCAACAAGGCGUGCAAGGCCCUCAAGGACCGCAAGGUGAUUCAGCCGGAUACACAACAAACUAUGGCUAUCUCGGUUGUUACCUUGCUAACCAAGAUGAAAACUACGGGCUAG
Clonostachys solani is the source of this 1809-nucleotide messenger RNA. The record is from the annotation of a GenBank genome assembly. NCBI's taxonomy places the organism in Eukaryota, Fungi, Ascomycota, Sordariomycetes, Hypocreales, Bionectriaceae.